Lycium ferocissimum is the source of this 1820-nucleotide messenger RNA. RefSeq lists its product as uncharacterized. Gene Ontology annotation, molecular function: DNA-binding transcription factor activity. The transcript is spliced from 5 exons. Gene Ontology annotation, biological process: regulation of DNA-templated transcription. Lineage: Eukaryota; Viridiplantae; Streptophyta; Magnoliopsida; Solanales; Solanaceae. The record is from RefSeq and is a predicted model, not a curated record. Bases 236 to 1366 code for a protein of 376 amino acids.
AGGAAAGCAAUAAAUAAAAUAGCUAAUUUUGAGGAGUAUAUUUUUUCAACGUGAUACGUCAACGAGAAAGAAGAAUUCUAACUUGUAACAAAAAGAUUCGAACAUUAUAUGAUAGAUACCUUAGUAGAGAAGAAAUCUGAGCUUCGAAAUUGAUUGAAUCUCGUCCAAUCUAUAAUCUCUGAAAUCACACUGCAAAUAUCUUCAUUAUCAAUUAAGGGAUCUUGUACGCUUUUCUAUGGCAAAUUCUAAGGGGCCAUGUACCAUGAGAAAUAUGAUGUGCAAUGGAAAGAGCUCUUUACUGCCACCUAAAAGUCCAUUUCCUAGUAUGGCCCCAUCUUAUGUUGAUUAUAUCCCCAGUUCUGCUGUCAGCCAAAAGGGCAUUCUGAAACCCAGAGAUGGAAAUUCACACCAUCAGCGUACUUCCUCUGAAAGCUGUCUUAUAGAGGAGCAACCUUCUUGGUUGGAUGAUCUUCUUAAUGAGCCAGAAACUCCUGUGCGCAGAGGCAAUCAUCGACGUUCAUCUAGUGACUCAUUUGCAUAUUUUGAUGCUGCUAACGUUGCAAACAUAGAUUACAUAGCUCCAGUUGAUAACAAGUUCAGAAACAUGCCUCCUAUUCCUUCCUGGGGGUCUCAAGACUUUGAUUAUUACAAAGAUGCUCGACAAACUGCUUCUUAUGUCGAUCAAAACUCCUUAAUCCGACGCAAGAAUAGGAUAAAGGACGUAUCCUCAACUACAGUAUCGCAUCUCCGCAGCCUUUCCUCUCCUGGGGAAGAUCUCCGUAUUCAGAGGUCUGAAUCACCAUGCCUCCCACAAGACGGAGACAGGCCUAAAUCUGCAGGAAGUGACAAGCAGGAUGUAGCUGAAUCUGGCCCUCCUUAUCCAAAAGGAUCCGCUGAAAAAAAAGAUUCUUCUCAGAGCAAGAGUUCUUCAUCAGAAACUGACACAAAACGUGCGAAACAGCAAUUCGCUCAGAGGUCACGAGUCAGAAAGCUUCAAUACAUCGCUGAAUUGGAAAGAAAUGUACAAGCUUUGCAGGCUGAAGGUUCUGAAGUGUCUGCUGAGCUUGAAUUCCUUAACCAGCAGAAUCUUAUCCUCAGCAUGGAGAAUAAAGCCCUAAAGCAGCGCUUAGAAAGUUUAGCUCAGGAACAGCUUAUAAAGUAUUUGGAGCAUGAGGUUCUGGAAAGAGAAAGAGGAAGACUACGAGCGUUGUAUCAACAACAGCAGCAACAGCCACAGCAGCCACAUCAACCAUCUUACAGCCAUCGCCGCACCACUAGUAGGGAUCUCGAUCAACAAUUUGUGAACCUCUCUUUGAACCAAAAAGAGGCCGAGCAUGAUGCUGUUUCAGGACAACUUCACAUUUGACUGUAAAUGUAGCUAUGACUUCAAUCAUGUCUUACUGACUGUCCCUCAGUUGACUUUGCCAUGGAGUGACAAAAGUUCACGAUUUCCAUUGUGCGUGAUGAAGAAGAGGUCUUGCUGCCGAUGGGCUCACCUUCAACGGGUUUGCUCUAAAUUGAUUCUAAUUCUUGUUACAACAUGUGUCUUCACAUCAACAUUUGUUAAGCUUUUACACGCAGCACCUGGUGGUCAAUGCUAAAGAAUAGCAUUUGUCGCAGUUGACUCACCUGAGGUGGUUAAUUCCAGCAUGAUAUCUAUCUCCGGUCUUUGUAUGUCCCGAGUGAUUAAAAUCAGUUUCCCGUACUCUUUAUCUUCAUGGAUACAUUCUCAUUAACCAUGUAAUGUGAGCAUUGAUAUUGGAGCUCCUUUCACAUUCCUUGUUUCUUCUUAAAGCAAUAAAAAACAUUUAUGUUAAAUA